AUGCACAUAGGUGGAAAAAUACGAAUACCUAUGUCUAAGGACAUAAAAUAUUUUGAAGUUGUGAUAAUGCGGGAUUACCACCAUGACAACGUGGUUGACAUGUACAACAGCUACCUUGUCGGCGAUGAGCUCUGGGUGGUCAUGGAAUUUCUAGAAGGCGGUGCCUUGACGGACAUUGUCACUCAUACCAGAAUGAAUGAAGAACAGAUAGCUACUGUUUGUCUGUCGGUUCUAAGAGCUCUCUCCUACCUUCACAAUCAAGGAGUGAUUCACAGGGACAUAAAGAGUGACUCCAUCCUCCUGACAAGUGAUGGCCGGAUAAAGUUAUCGGACUUUGGUUUCUGUGCUCAAGUUUCUAAAGAGGUGCCCAAGAGGAAAUCACUGGUUGGCACUCCCUACUGGAUGGCGCCCGAGGUGAUUUCUAGGCUACCUUAUGGGACAGAGGUGGACAUCUGGUCCCUCGGGAUCAUGGUGAUAGAAAUGAUCGAUGGCGAACCCCCCUACUUCAAUGAGCCUCCCCUCCAGGCCAUGCGGAGGAUUCGGGACAGUUUACCUCCAAGAGUGAAGGACCUACACAAGGUUUCUUCAGUGCUCCGGGGAUUCCUAGACCUGAUGCUGGUGAGGGAACCCUCCCAAAGAGCCACAGCCCAGGAACUCCUUGGACAUCCAUUCUUGAAACUGGCAGGUCCGCCAUCUUGCAUCGUUCCCCUUAUGAGACAAUACAGACAUCACUGAGUAGAGGAUUCUACUGGUGGAAUAGUUGGAAGAGCUAGAUGAGGACAUGAGAAUAAUUCAGGAGAACAUGAGGAACAUGAAAAAGGCCUGUGUACUCUAACCAGCUGAUCAGUGGGACAAUGUGAUGACAGGCAGGGUUCAACAGACCAGGGCAUCUUCUUGUGUCUUAAAACAGGCAUCUCUCCACUGACAGCUGGCGUGGUCAUUUGGAACACGGCUUUAAUAAGUCAUUAUUAUAUUUUUCAACCCUUCAUCCAGCAAAUCAGAAGGACUCAGUACAAACUCCGUUACGACAUAUCCUAGCCACAUGCAGGGUAACGCAUAGGAUUUUCUAUAUUGAAAGAAUACUUUUCUGGCAAAAAAAAAAGGAAAACAAAAAGCACUUUUUUCUUAAUGGUAGCAGUGUAAUGUAUUUUGCAAUGAAUUUGUAAUUUUUCUGUACGAUAGUUUUGAUAAUUUAUAGUACUUUGAUGUCACGUAGCCAUAGUAUAAGUUAAAGUAAUACUUGUUUACUAGCAAGAGUUUGAACAAAGCCUUUCCUACUUUUUUAUCCCUUUCAGAGAAACAACGAUUCUUUAGGAACUUUGAAUACUGAAUGACUCUCAAUCACCGUCAGCUUUAGUAGAAUAUCUUUCUUAUCUUAACAAGUGUCUUAUGUGAUGGAGGAAGAGUUAAGAGUGAUGGUGAUGGAGGUGCACAUUUCAUUUAUCCAACCAAAAAUAAUAAAAUUGGAGCCACAGUAGGCCACCAAGCCACUCCUUGAGAUAAAGCUAAAUCUUUGGAAAAUUCAAAUUUUCCUUCAAGGCUAUUAAUCGCAGACCAGUGUUUGCACAGCAGGGUGUUUCCCCUGUCACGCCCUCUCUCCAGUGGGUGCGACUCCCCCCCACCCCUGUGUGGCCACAUUUCCCGCCAAGGGAGCAAUUUUCAGUGCUAGGAUCAUUGGACUCAGUUCCCCAAAUUGAAUGUUAAAGGAAGACUGAGAAUUCCAGUCUCACUAAGGGAAAGGAGAGAGAACAGGGCAAGAUGUUUGGUUUUGUUUGUCACUGUUUUGAAAACUCUGUAUGCUAGCACACCAAACUCUUGUCUGUAUUUACCGUCGUACCACAGUAUUGCUAUUGUUCCUGUAUCGUGCUGGAAGUCAGGACUGACUCUAGAGGAUGAAUUAGGAAGGGGGUAUUUUACCAGGUGUGUUCUGACUUCAGUUGUGACCCUGUUAUAAUGUGUUUCCGACAUAGGGGAGUUGUGCUGCUGACUAGAUCUUCUUGAAUGUUGAUAAAAAUGAAUGACUACUACAAUACAUUUUGUGUUGCUUGUUGGAUGAAUUUGCAUGUUAACUGUAGGCCAAUAUAGAUUUGCCUUUAAAAACUCUGGAAGAGCUACAUAGUCAUCAUUAGUUUCUGUUAAUUAUGCAUCAGAAAAAAAAGCCAUUUGUUACCAAACUGGAAAACCAGAGGCUUUUCUUAAUGACUUCAACAUACUGUAACAAAUAGGGAUUUAAAUUUGUGAAAAUGCUCUGGUUUCUGUAAGCAUAAUUAAGAAUUUUUGUAAUUAAUAGGUUGCUAAUUAUUUAUUAUAGCUAAAAAAGAAAAAAAAGGCAUAAAAUGACCUUCUACAGAGUAGAUUUUUCAGUUUUUCCCCCCAAACUGGAAAUGUCUCACCAUGAAUAGGACCUAUAAUUUUGUUUCAUAAAACACAACAAAUCAAUGUUUUAUGUAAAAUAUUAAAAUAUUAAUAUAAAUAUGUAUGAAUAAAAAUCUAAAUCCAGAAAAUGACCGUCCUAAAAGUUCAUGGAACAGAUUGUAUUACUUUAACCAGGACUAUGUAGAAGUAGAAAGAAAAAGAAAAUCUUUUUUUAACCAGAACAAAUAUUAAAAACCAUUGCAGAAAAUUGUGGAUUUUGGAUUCCAAACAUUUUCAACAGUGUAAUAGAAAUUUUUCUGUAAUUUUCUUAUCACUGGGUAUUUUAUAAAUAUUCAUUGAGUUUACCGAAAGUUACUGUAGCUUAAAAGGUUUUGUGAGCACUAACUAUUGGCAGAAACUGCACUUGCAAAUAAAAAUAAAUGUUUGCCUUUUUCCCA
Messenger RNA from Leptonychotes weddellii (Weddell seal), 2813 nucleotides. The record is from RefSeq and is a predicted model, not a curated record. NCBI's taxonomy places the organism in Eukaryota, Metazoa, Chordata, Mammalia, Carnivora, Phocidae.